Molecule: messenger RNA, 1500 nt
Organism: Sorghum bicolor (sorghum)
Lineage: Eukaryota; Viridiplantae; Streptophyta; Magnoliopsida; Poales; Poaceae
Exons: 9
Coding region: 313-1170 (285 amino acids)
Source: RefSeq, a predicted model, not a curated record
GGGCUUCCAAAGCAAAGCUGGUUUGGUUUGUUUUGAGCGAUCUGGACUGGCGCCUAUAAAAAAAAAAAAAAGAAGAAGGAAAAAACCGCACUUGCCCUCCUCCUGUCCUGCAUUCCGCGCUGGUGCCAUUCCUUCCAACCAUCCAGCCCUCUGAGCUCCCUGCCUUCCAAUCUAUCCAAUUCAUCCCUGCAGGUCAGGUCAGGUUGAGGUCCCUCGUCGUCGCCCUCCUCCUCCUUCGUCGUCGUUGCUUCCGCUUCCGCCGCCGCCUUCGCCUUCGCCGCGGAAACUAAUCUGCACGGGAUCGGUAUCGUAAUGGAGUACGACGGCAAGUACAGCAAGGACCAGCAGAGCCUCCUCAACCUCAAGUGCGACUGCCUCCUCUUCGACCUUGAUGACACGCUAUACCCAUUCAACUCUGGCAUUGCUGCCGAUAUCAUGAAGAACAUCCAAGAUUAUAUGGUGCACAAGCUCCGCGUUGAGGAGACCAUAAGCCUGGAGCUAUGCGUCCUCCUCUACAAGCAGUAUGGAACCACCAUGGCUGGCUUGAGGGCUGUUGGGUACCAGUUUGAUUACGAUGACUACCACAGCUUUGUCCAUGGAAGGUUGUCUUAUGACAAAAUCAAGCCUGAUCCUGUGCUUAGGAACAUCCUCCUGAGCUUACCCAUUCGCAAACUUGUGUUCACAAACGGUGACAGAGCCCAUGCUUCAAGGGCCCUGAAGAGGCUCGGGAUAGAGGAUUGCUUUGAAGGAGUCGUGUGCUUUGAGACACUGAACCCGACAUCUCCUCCGCCUGUCCCAGCUGAGGAACUUCAAAUCUUUGAUAUAAUGAAGCAUCUGACUCACCCACAGCCUGGAGUGGAGCUACCAAAAUCACCUAUCCUGUGCAAACCGUCAAGGGAGGCGAUGCUGCAGGCUCUCAAGGUCGCCUCCAUUAAUCCACAGACAACUAUAUUGUUCGAUGACAGCUUCAGGAACAUUGAAGCUGCAAAGCAAAUUGGAAUGCGUACUGUCCUGGUUGGAACAUCUGAGCGGAAAAAAGGUGCUGACCACGCCUUGGAAAGCCUCCACAACAUGAAGGAAGCACUGCCUGAGCUGUGGGAAGAAGCUGUGAAGGAUGAAGAUGUGAGGAAUUCAAGCAAAGCCGGAAUCGAGACAUCCGUGAUUGCAUGAUCUUUUGUUGGUCACAAAUUAGCCCUUUUGUUUUCCUUGGAGGAGAACACGAGGUGGUGAAUCUUUGUAUUUUUUAGCACUGCCUCUUGUACGAAAAAGAGCUACUAAUUAGAGGACAAGAAAACCAGCUCCUCAAGGGGGUGGGAGGACUGACUGAUCCUGCUACCACUGAUGUUACAUCCCAUAUACUAUUACUAUCCGAUAAGAAUGCUUGCCCAGUUUUCUUCUUCAACUAUCUAGGACGGUUAUUUUGUUGGCGUUUAGUUAAAGCAGCUGGAUAUUUGGAUCCAAAUGUCUAUCUCUUUGCUACUUGGUUCUUCAUGCUUAUGA